AUGAGCUCCUCCGUCUGCCCCUCCCCGCCCGCCUCGCCCCUGACGGCCACCCCGCCGGCAGAACGCAGAGACCCGUUCCGGAGCAUCAUCAAGCCCUUCCUCCGCCGAGGCACCUCCACCACCUUCGACGCCAUCAAAGACCACCUCAGACUCAACAGCACCGUCCCCAAACCACCCCCACCCCCACCACCCCAGCCACCCCGCUCAUCCCCAUCCAGAAUCAGCGCCAGACAGCCACAGCCCAGCACCAGCUCAUCAGCAAGCCUGCCCCAGCAAACCCACACACGCCAGAAGAUCUCCCGCGCCCGCCAGGCAGCCACCCUCAAACUACAUGCACUCUCCGCACUCUCCUCACGGGCCAAGCAGUCAACGGCCACCUCCUCAAACAGCUCCCAAACCGAAAACUCAUCCCUCAUCGACCUCGACAUCCGCCCGGCCAGCUCGAUCGUCUCCAUGACGAGCUCCAUCCACUCCCUCCUCACCCAGCCCGCACUCGUCACCCUGGCCCAACUAGCACCCGCCCAGCUGCUCUCCGGCGUACACUCAAGCUGCUUCGGAUCCUCUGACGCAUUCAGGAUAUUCGACGAGCACCUCCCCACCACCAUCGAACAGCUCAGCGCAUCCUCCAUCGCCCUGCCCAUCACUUCCAUCUCCAGCAUCUGGAGACUCCUGAACUGCAUCGAAUGGAUCAACCUCAAAGAACGCCAGCUGAUCACCGAUGACCCCAACCCAAAGAUCAGCUACCACGCUUACUCAACCCACACCCCAACACUCACCCCUAGCUCAUCACAACAACAACAACAAGAACAACAAACUCACAACCAUCUCUCCCAGGGCCUCGGAAGCUUCGAUCUUGCAAACACCUUACAGCACGUCGGGGACAUCCUCUCAGCCAUCAGCUCCGAAUCCCAGAUCGAGAUCGUCUUCUACCACAUCUUCUAUCCCCCCCGCCCAGAGCCUGCCGAACUAGACCUCCUCAAUGCUGCACGUGAACACGACCAACUCCCCGAUCACCACCACUUCUCAUCCUCAUCCUCCGAACACGCCCCCACCCGGAACUCAUCAACCGACCAAGCCACCCGAACCAACAUCGAUCCCUCCCCCGAGACCCCCAACCCCUUCCUGGGCGCCGGUGCAGACGGAGAGGGCGGCCUCCGAGAGAUCUCCGUCAAGGCUGACGAGAAGGGGCUGAUCAUCGGCCUGACCUGCUUACUCAGACAGAUCCUCUAUCGCGCCAAACGCUCGAGCACCAUCGAAGUCGGGCUUCAUCUCACCCCGCUAUACUCUCAAGCACCCUCCCAGCCUCAUCAAGCAGCCGACGAGAAGCGCGAUCCUACCCCACAGGAGGACCCCUCUCUGCCUGAUGGCUCGGUCUGCACGAGCUGGAAAUGCGUCUUCGACGUCUCUCUCAUGCCCCCCCCGUCCCCCAGAUCAGCAUCUCCACAAACGAUCCACGACACCCAGAACAAUCCACACCUACCAGCAAACGGAGUCGCCCAUCAUCCCACGGACCUCCAAAACAUCGAUCCCGAGGCCGACCGCCGCGCCUCGAUCGGAGCCCAGCUUCGUGCAUCCGCCACCCUUGCCCGGCUGCGCAUGUCCUCCAAUCUGACCUCCGAACUCCCGCUGUGCCCAGAGGAAUCACUCUCGAAAAUCAUCUUUGAGAAGCUCUUGGGCAUGAAGCUCAGUACCGGUAGACUGACCUCGAGCGGCCACAGCUGGAAAGUCACCGGGAUCUUUGGCAAAGGGAUCGGCCGUGAAUCUGAGGAAACUGAUACGGCCUCUCGAAAGUCGUACGCUGGUCAUUCUCAGGCUUCUGUCUCUGCCCUUGCCGCCGUCACUCCAAGCAGGGAACCUACUGCGGAUGAGCUAACCAAGUUUGCGGAGACAGCGCUGAAAGGAAAGAAGGCCGUCUUCUUCGCUGCCGAGCAGAGUAUCUUUGCCAAACACAUCACCACGUAUCUGACCAGCUGGAAUAUCGAUGUCUCCCACAUGCCGUACGAGAAAAGCGAACAUGAUCUGGCCAACAACGCAUCGGCUGCGCACCAGACUGUCACGGAGACAUCUGCAGGAGUCGUCGGGGCAAGUGCCGCUGAAAAAACAGCCCAAUCUGCUGCAGCCGCACCUCCCCCGAUCGCUAGCAGCAGAUCCAUCCGAUCUAACAAUUUCAUCAUCAUUGACGAUGACCUUACGACCUUGAAAGCACAGUUAGUCAAGCUGAAAGCCUCGCCCGCCAGUUUGCUUCACCUCUCGGCCAACGUCCUACCCAAUCACCCAUCCCAGCGCCCACUCAUGUCUCGUCGAGUCAAAUCCUCCACUCAAAUCGAGCGGUUCGAGCCACCCCCCAAACCGAUCCACACCUCUGUCAUCCAUUUCACUAGUAUCUCCAACUUCAGGAAAGUUCAAGAUAUCGUGCGCAAGCAUCUUAAUGGGGUCCAGUGGGCCUCCAUCCCCGAUAUUCUCGUCAUCCCCAAGCCGAUCGGACCCCGCAGAAUUCUGACCGCUCUACACACCGCACUCAGUCGACCUAUCACCGAGCCUCAAUUUGUCCCAAUCGCCACUUCACCCUCCAGCCCUGGUACACCCCACUACCUCAACUCGACCUCUCAUCCCCUGGGCAGCAGUCAACUAGGUAGGCCUAGCCCAGCCAACUACCUCGGCGUGACCGACUUCGAUACAGCUGCCGAAAAUCACCUCAAGAAUGAGGCAAACCAGGGCAAUGAAAACUCAAGCCUGGCUCGGCAACCAUCCAUCCAAAACCUGACUCCACCCGGCUUACGCACUCCUGGUACUGCCCCGGGGACACCUGGUGUGCCCUCGCCGGCCUUGCUCUCCAACGAAGCUCUCGAGUACUUUUCCAAAGCUGCAACCGAGAACGGAGGCAGCUCGAGUACGGGUGUGGUCUUACAAUCGCCCGAUGGCCGACCUCAAGCGAUGUUUUUCCACCACUCUGGGUCUUCCAAUCGGCUGAGAAACGAGCUGUUCAAUCACUCGAUCCAUGGCGCUCUCCAAAGCUCCCACACGAGCGGAUUAACCAGUAGCAAACUGAAGCUCGAGGGACGAAACAGCUCCAGUCGGCCGAUGCUCCGCGAAAUGAUCAGUGCUGACCCUAAUAAUUCCGAGCCCAUGACGCUCGCCCAGCAGGUCAUGGCUAGUGCUGAGGGCUCAGCUAGGACCCGCUCGCCCUCGUCCCUCUCAAACGCCGGCUCGAAUGAUCCAACCACCAAGAGUGAGACCUCUACUCUCUCGAACCAGAACCAGAACCAGAACCAGACCCAGACCCAGACCCAGAAUCCACUUGGUCAAUCAGCUCGAAGUAACAACCUGAGCACCACCACCAUCUUGGGAGACCCGCCCGAUACUGCGUUCCCGCACGCGAUCGCACUGGCUCAAUACGAAGCGAUUUCGCCCCGGACGCCUUCGCUCCCGUUUCCAGAAGGCCUGUAUGCGGCCAACCAACAGCGGCAAAGCUCGGGCUCAUCGCUCCAGUCGGCGGUCCAAACGCCGUCGCCGAGCACGGCGCCGGUGACGCCGAAUGUGGUCCAGACGGGGCUGACACCAUUGACGAAAGAGCAGCAACAAAUCCUGCUGAAUCCGCGCCCAUUGCCCAUGCUCAGGAUGCCCUCUAUCCCCGCCAACCUGCCCACGUCGAUCUCCGUCACGCUGCCCUCCCCGCGUCGGCGCCCGAUGGCCUCCAACAACAACAACAACAACAACGAACCCCUGUCGCUCGCCAAGUCGCGCUCCUCCCAGAACUCGCCCCCCAUCCUCACCCAUCGGCCCCCCCUCGUCGCUGCCCCACCCGACGAGCCCAAUAGCAAGACCUCCUCGUCCGGCUUGGGCAUCAACGAGAUCCCCGGCGUCGCCCUCUCCAAAUCCGUCAGCGCUUUGGCCGCUAAUAAUAGGAGGAGAGCCUCCGUAGGCGACUCGAUGAUGGCUAAUCGGCUCGGAAGGAGAAGGGUCUCCAGGAAACCGACCACGGCGCUUGUCCCGCCGAUCAACGUCCUCAUCGUCGAAGAUAACAGGAUCAAUCAGACUAUCCUCACCACCUUUAUGCGCAAAAAGUCUGUCAAAUUCGACGUCGCUAUGAACGGUCAAGAAGCGGUCGAUAAAUGGAGGACUGGGAGCUUCCAUCUCGUCCUGAUGGAUUUGCAAUUACCGGUGAAGGAUGGGAUCGAGGCCACGAAGGAGAUCAGAGAAGCCGAGCGGUCGGUGAACAUCAAUGCGUUUGCGAAUACGCCACCCGCGGUAGGAGGGAACACGCCGCCGUCGCUGGUGGUGCCGAACACGACGACGGGGCGGAUGACGCCACACAAUGUGUCAGUGAUCAUAGUGGCCUUGACGGCCUCGUCGUUGGAUGUGGAUCGGGAGGUCGCCCUGGCGGCGGGCUGCAACGAUUUCCUGACGAAGCCGGUCUCGCUAGCUUGGCUGGAGAAGAAGCUGUUGGAGUGGGGAUCCAUGGCCUGGCUCUCGGCCAACUCGACCUCGGCGCCCGGAUUCGGUCCCGGCCCCGUCGGCGAGAAGCCUAUUCUGUCCUUCACGGGCUCGCUCGCUCAGAGGAAGGCUAAGGAAGUCGCCGACCAUCUCUAUCUGAGCUCCGACAAGGCCCGCGGAACCCAGCUGCGCGAAAAGGCCCGCUUGGGCGAGCCUUCCUCGCUUCCCGACCCGAGCUCGUCGGCCCGAGACUCGCUCGAGCACGCCAGCGAGCGUUCCGGGACGGAGGACGAGGGCCGCCUGCCGAAGCGCGCCGAAGCGCCCGGCGGCGAGGCCGGAGACCCGCCGCCUGAGGUCUCUCCCCGCCCGUCGACCAUUCACGGCGACACGCCCUUGAGCCCUGCCCUCGAUCCUGACACGUCACAGGACGCCCCAGCCACUACGGACUAG
Messenger RNA from Puccinia triticina, 4884 nucleotides. RefSeq lists its product as uncharacterized. The coding region runs from base 1 to 4884 and encodes 1627 amino acids. Gene Ontology annotation, biological process: phosphorelay signal transduction system. The record is from RefSeq and is a predicted model, not a curated record. Lineage: Eukaryota; Fungi; Basidiomycota; Pucciniomycetes; Pucciniales; Pucciniaceae. The transcript has 9 exons.